Molecule: messenger RNA, 1289 nt
Organism: Micropterus salmoides (largemouth bass)
Lineage: Eukaryota; Metazoa; Chordata; Actinopteri; Centrarchiformes; Centrarchidae
Gene: slc35d2
Product: solute carrier family 35 member D2
Exons: 12
Coding region: 115-1128 (337 amino acids)
Cellular component (GO): Golgi apparatus
Molecular function (GO): antiporter activity; GDP-fucose transmembrane transporter activity
Source: RefSeq, a predicted model, not a curated record
GCCCACUUUCCUCAGCCUGGUUCUCUCCGGUAGAUCCUGCUACUAAACCAGGAAUUACUUCGCCUUAGAACAAGAACCACUUGUAAACUGUACUAGGUGUCUUUAAAGUAUCUGAUGAUGUCUGCCAAAGCCUGUCAAGAAAACGCUGAACACUCCGGGCAGCUCAAGUUCUUCUCUGCUGUGUUUUACGCCGGCAGUUCGUUUCUUAUUACGGUGGUGAAUAAAACCGUGCUGACUAGCUUCAGGUUUCCUUCCUAUAUGUGUCUGGGAAUUGGCCAGAUGAUCACCACUCUAGUUGUACUUUCUGCUGCCAAAAUGAGCAAAACAGUCCAGUUUCAAGAUUGUGACAGAUGGAUUUUCUUUAAAAUUUUUCCUCUUCCUUUGCUGUAUGUUGGGAACCAUUUAACAGGACUGGCAAGCACGAAGAAACUCAGUUUACCCAUGUUUACAGUAUUACGGAAAUUCACCAUAUUGAUGACAAUGAUCUUGGAAAUAUAUAUACUGAGAAAAACAUUUCCUAAACACCUUGUUUACAGUGUUGUGGCCAUAGUCCUAGGUGCCAUGGUUGCUGCAAGUUCUGACCUGGCUUUCGAUGUGGAGGGCUAUACUUUCAUCCUGCUCAAUGAUGCCUUCACUGCUGCCAGCGGCGUGUACACCAAGACGAAACUUGGCACUGAGGGCCUUGGGAAGUAUGGUGUAUUAUAUUACAAUGCAUUAAUCAUUGUCAUCCCCACUCUCUUGGCAAGUGUGUUUACUGGAGAUUUACACGAGGCGGUCACAUUUGAGGACUGGGUUGAAGUCAAAUUUAUCUUUUGUUUCCUGAUGUCCUGCAUCAUGGGGUUUGUGCUGAUGUAUUCCAUAGUCCUGUGCAGCUAUUAUAACUCAGCACUUACUACUACAGUAGUGGGAGCAAUAAAGAAUGUUGCAGUAGCCUAUAUUGGGAUCUUUGUGGGCGGAGACUAUCUUUUCUCUUGGACUAACUUCUUAGGUCUCAGCAUUUGUAUGUCAGGUGGACUAGUGUACUCAUAUCUCACCUUUAACAACAAAUCGUCUGGAAGCAAUGCAGGAGCGCAAGAGCUUAAGAUUCACAUUACAGAAGAUUCAACAGGGAAGUACCCUGACAACUAAAUGCACAUUAUAACAUUCACCACUUGGUGGCAUUGUUCUACUCCAUAUUGGAGCAUAAAACUGCUUUUUUGCUUUUAUUUUUAUAUUCAAAAUAAAGUCAAUGAAUUACUGGUGCUAUCUAUUCAUCAUGACUUAAUAAAGUGACAAUAAGUGCACAGAAA